This is a messenger RNA of Pelodiscus sinensis (Chinese soft-shelled turtle), 2362 nucleotides long. The record is from RefSeq and is a predicted model, not a curated record. NCBI's taxonomy places the organism in Eukaryota, Metazoa, Chordata, Testudines, Trionychidae.
CCGUGAAGAUGGGGUCGGGCGCGGUCUAUUGCCUCAAGCUGGCUCCAUGACGUGAGGCCUUGUAGUAGGUGCGGUGAUGUCACAACGCAGGCGGUGAUGAUGCCGCACGCUGGUGACGUCACAGGGCAUGUGUGGCUACGUCGGCCCCGUUCGGAGCCCUGUUCGCUUGGCUCUUGGGCUGUGCGCUCGCCCAAAGCCCUGACCGCGCGGACCGUGUGUCAUACGCUCUGCGCGAGUCCCGUUUAGCUUGAAUGGCCGGACCUGAAACGAGCGGGUCUGAGGAACCUCUUGCUGCCACGCAUCUUGUGUCGCAGUGAACAAGAGGCAAGGUCUCCUAUGUAACUGAAAAAAAUAUUUGCAAUAGAUAUACUUUCAGUGACAAAAGUGACAUGCAAAUUGGAAAGAAAACAAAAGAAGAUGGGAAAGAAUUAGUGACAGAUACAAGAGAAUCUUUUGAAGGUACUGAAACCAUAGCAGAAACACUCCCAUGCAAAGAAGAUGCAGUUGUUGCAUCAGAAGAGGCUUCUAGAUGUCUGAAAACCACUCCAGAUGGAUGGGAGAAGAUCACAAAGCAAAGACAGUCCGGCAAAACUGCAGGAAAAUAUGAUGUUUAUUUCAUCAGUCCUCAAGGAGUGAAGUUAAGAUCCAAAUGUGCACUUGUGGCUUACUUUACAAAAAAUGGAGAGACUAUUCUUAAACCUGAAGAUUUUGACUUUACUGCUCCUCCUCAGAGCCAAACUCGAUCAAGAACCAAAGGAUCCAGUGAAGAACCUGUGAGACCGAGAUUACAGAAUAAACGAUGUAAUAGUAAAGCACAAGAUCUUAGUGUGCAAAGAAGCAAAGAAGUUAAAGUUCUGGAGUUACAGACCAGUAAUGAACAGUUGGAAAACAUUUCCAUCCAUCUACAGGGCAGGGAGGACUUAGUCAUUAAAGACAUUAAGCCAAAGGAAUAUUGUAGAAAGGCCAAAGAAAAGGGAGCAGUUGGAAAAAGGGAUCAAAUUAAGAAAGCUAGAAAGAGGUCAGAAAGGAGGAAUCCAGAUCACAGCCAAAAUAAAAGGCUGAGAAAAGCAUCAUGUAAUAAACAAGAGGCUGAGAGCAGCCAAAUAAAAAAAUUCCAGCAAAAGAAAGAUGUUUGUGUUUCUGAGAGUGGCAUAAUAGACAAUCAGAACUUAAACCCCACAGAUACUGGAAAAGCAAACACACCCUCAAAGGAUGAAAUAAUGACUUUGGGAUCACAUUUAGAGAUGCGUCUUGAACCAGUAACUCCUCUCUCUGAAAAGAAGUCAAGAACCAUGGGAGAGUUAGGAUAUGCAGAGAAGAAUUCUGAUGAUGCAGCUAUAAAAUCUGACAAGAACAUUGCAGAAAAAGAAGGAUCAUGUGUGUUUGGGAAAGAGAAAGAUUGGAUACAUUUGGGUAACCAGGAUUUCAAACCUGGCACUGAAACGAACAUUAGCAUUUCACAGCCUUCUGCCAAGAAAAGCUUUACAUCAGUGAAAACGCUUCAAGUAAUGAUCACUGCUCUCCACAUAUCAGUUAACUUUAAAUUACUGCCAAAGUGGCCAGAUUUUCAAUCAAGAAAAACUUGGUUCAGAGAAGACUGUCCCCCAAGAACACAAGUAGAGAGAAGGAAAACUAGUCCAUAUUUUUCUAGUAAAUACAGUAAAGAAGCUCCAAGCCCACCAAGAAGGAAGGCCUUCAGGAAAUGGACUCCUCCUCGGUCUCCAUUUAAUUUGGUCCAAGAAAUACUCUUUCAUGAUCCAUGGAAGCUCCUCAUUGCAACCAUAUUUCUCAAUAAGACCUCAGGUAAGAUGGCAAUACCUGUGCUCUGGGAGUUUCUGGAGAAAUAUCCUUCCCCUGAAGUAGCAAGAACUGCAGACUGGAAAGAAAUGUCAGAGUUGCUUAAACCUCUUGGCCUUUAUGAACUCAGAGCAAAGACCAUUAUCAAAUUUUCAGAUGAGUAUCUGACCAAGCAGUGGAGGUAUCCUAUUGAGCUGUAUGGGAUUGGAAAGUAUGGCAAUGAUUCAUACAGAAUCUUCUGUGUGAAUGAAUGGAAGGAGGUACAUCCACAAGAUCACAAACUCAAUACAUACCAAGCAUGGCUCUGGGAAAACCAUGAAAAAAUGAGUCUUGGUUGACAAAGGCAGAUAUGUUUUUAUAAAAGCUUCACUUUUUGGUACUUAACACCUUGCUCUUGGCUGUAUGUACACAUGAAAUGGAAACAUCUUAUAUUCACUUCACACAUUUGUAAUUCUGAUCACUGAAUGCUUAAUUCCAAUAUUUGUGUUAAACGUGUUUUCAAACCCAUAUAAUCAUUGUAAUUAAAAGCUGAUAAAUAUUGAUAUUUUUAAAUAAAUUUUAAUAA